UCAAUGCGCGUAACCGUAUCGUGUAUGAGUCUUUCGUGCACAUAUAUGACGAGGAGCACAUCAUAUGCCUGCACACAUGCACGUGCAUGACACCUGCACGCGGAACCUGCGCAGAGAGUGGCACGAUAGUUUUUCUUUUUAUUUGUUGAUGUCAGUAAAAAGGAAUGAAUACCAUUUGCAAUCGUCCAUUGUUACUAGGGACCCUUCAAAGCUGUUAAGCUUGCAGUAGGCAUUUGUUCUACCAAUGGAAAUAAUACGAUGAUGCACUACUCAAACUGGCUUAUUGGGGUGAAAAACAGGGCAAGCAUUAGAAAUGCAUGUAAAACGCCUAACAUCGAAGAGGACAGCAGAGGACAUCCCGUCGAAAUGCAGAAAAAGAACCCAUCGACUAAUCGAAAAGCAUCCGAGCUGACGUUAGCGUUCGGCAUAUCCCUUUGGAAAAAAGGCUACAAAAUAAUCAAAAAGAUUGGGGAAGGAACAUUUUCAGAGGUGGUGAAAACUCAAAGUGUGAAAGAUGGGAAAUUCUACGCUUGCAAAACCAUGAAGCAGACAAUUACCAGUCUAGAGCAGGCGAACAACCUUAGGGAAGUCCAGGCCAUGAAGAGACUCAGCCCACACACCAAUAUCAUUCAGCUGCAUGAGCUGAUAUUUGACAAAGAAUCUGGCACCCUGUCCUUGAUUUGUGAACUGAUGGACAUGAACAUGUAUGAAUUCAUACAAGGUAGACAAUCUCCAGUGCCUGAAAACACGAUCAAACAAUACAUGUACCAGCUUUGUAAAUCCCUAGAGCAUAUGCACAGGUGUGGCAUCUUUCACCGAGAUGUGAAGCCAGAAAAUAUUCUCAUUAAACAAGACACCCUUAAGCUUGGAGAUUUUGGAUCCUGCCGUAGUGUGCACUCCAAACCUCCGCACACAGAGUACAUUUCCACUCGCUGGUACCGGGCCCCCGAGUGCCUCCUCACAGAUGGAUACUACAGCCUAAAGAUGGAUAUCUGGAGCACCGGCUGCGUUUUCUUUGAGAUCUUCAGCUUGAACCCUCUGUUCCCUGGAUCGAAUGAACUAGACCAGAUUGCCAAGAUCCACGAUGUGCUGGGGACACCAGAAGUCAGCGUCCUGCAAAAAUUCAAGCAGUCCCGGGCGAUGUGUUUCGAUUUCCCCCCUAAAAAGGGAAGUGGUAUCUCCCGGCUGAUCCCCAACUGUCCGGCACCAGCCCUGUCUUUGCUGUACCAGAUGUUGGCCUACGACCCAGAUGAGCGCAUCUCCGCACAGAUGGCCUUGCAGCACACUUACUUCCGGGAAAUCAGACUGGCUGAGAAGAAAAGUGAAAGUCUGAUGAGGACUAUUGAGGCAGUUGAGGCAGGGGACACUGGUAAGAUGCCUCAUUCGAUAGAGCACAUCUGGCGGCCAGCCCGAAUCGGCAAACAAGUGAGGGGAAGACACUCACGACAGACUUCUUUAUUAAGUCAUAGCAUAAAACAUGGAACCGAGCCCCUGAUGAGACGCAACAUCCCCCACUAUGCAGCGGAGUUACCCAAGCUUAACAUGGUGGUCCCGGGACCACAGGUCUCCUACCAAGCCGCCACGGUGCCUCCUCACGCUGGGGUCCACCGGAACUCACUGCCUGCAAUCUCAACCAAGAAGUGCCAUUCACGGUUGGCCAAGCCCAGGGAUGAGUCACAUCGUGCCGGGCUCAAGGCCUACUACAUGCCACCUCUAGACAGAAAACGUGGAGGUUACUGAGGGAAAGACCAUCAACCCUGACGGGCUCAGAAAGACAAAAUAAAGCGCUUUUUUUAACCCCUAUGUGUGUGAUGCAAGUUGGUCGGUGAUGUUUUGUACAGCAUCAGAAACAAAUAUGUUUUAAAAAAGAAAGAUACAAACUGAAUGUAUGGCCUUUCGAGGAAUAAUUACAAGAACAGUAGAUAUCCACAGAUACUGUAAAUGCCUAAUAAAAUCAAACUUCCGAUUUAUUUUCCUGAGAUUUUGUACAAUGUAACCCACGGUAAUAUUGAUUCAAAGUUCUAAUUCAGACAAUAUAAACAAGAGAAAAUUGUUUCCCAAUUCCAUAUUGCAAGGUAUCAUGACCCCAUGCCUAAAUAGCAUUUAUUUUAUGUUUUUGGAUGAAGCACUUGUGUAUGAAAACCGCACUAGCCGCCGUUGUAUUAUAAACCAGCUUUGCAUAGUUUCCUUUUUAUUAUCUAUAUUUAUAUCCAUUUGUUGAACAUUAUUUCACAAUGAGCACUAACAAGACCACGCCUGGCCUCAUACUUUUAAUGGAGGCGCUUAAUAAAGGUGUUGUCCCCGAUCAAUCUGACAGCCGUAGAGGAAGGAGAAUGUGUAAUGGUUACAUGUUAUAAUGUCUGUCAGACAUAUAAAGCCACCAUUUUCUUGUUUACAAUUGUGACGAGUCCCGCGCCAUGUCAUAAAGCAUUGGUUGCCUGAAAAGGAGCAGCAGUGACGACACCAGCGCCUUUCUGAAAAGUCCAGAUAUUUUUUCAACUACGAGCGGCCCAACAAAUAAGGCGGAGCGCGAAGACACUGGGUGCAGCACUUUGUCUUACGGGGGGCCAAAGCGGCCCAUCUCCUAAUAUGCAAAAUAAUUGAAGCUAAAAAAACGCUUAGUGGACAUGAUAAAUAAGCAGGAUUUGGUUCGUAAGUUAUACACAUCACUUAACUUGAUUGCACAGUGUAUCCACACAAUUAGAAAACCUUUACGUGUAGUAGGCUACAAGUAAUAACAAAGGGAGUACCCAUUAGGAAGAAAAUACUCGAUGCAUUAUGCCAUAACAAUUGCAUUGCUCAGAGAUUGACUAGAGCAUGACUAAAUCUAAACUAAAUGUUUUGGACAUUUAGAAUGAAAAUGUGUCAGGUCUCAUUUGGUUGAGGACUCCGGCAGCCUGCAGCAAAACAAAGUAAAGUUUCAAGUAAUAGGUCUUGACACAAAGGAAGAUUGUUGAGAACAAACGAGAAAAAUAUGUUUUUUUUUUAAUGAAGAAUAAAUUGUUACGUGUAAAAUAUUAUCCACAUUAAACAAAAAUGUAUUCGAUCUUUGUCUCCUAGUUAAUGUAUAAGGUAAUUCGACUCAUCUUGGCAGUAAUUGGUGAUUCACCAUAAAUAAAGUAAACUAAACAGUUUGACACACCCGGAUGGUCGUCUUCUGUUCCUCUUGAUAGUAUAUAAUAAAACCCUUCACCACA
Molecule: messenger RNA, 3197 nt
Organism: Gadus morhua (Atlantic cod)
Lineage: Eukaryota; Metazoa; Chordata; Actinopteri; Gadiformes; Gadidae
Gene: mok
Product: MOK protein kinase
Exons: 12
Coding region: 259-1740 (493 amino acids)
Biological process (GO): protein phosphorylation
Molecular function (GO): ATP binding; protein kinase activity
Source: RefSeq, a predicted model, not a curated record